Molecule: messenger RNA, 3981 nt
Organism: Cololabis saira (Pacific saury)
Lineage: Eukaryota; Metazoa; Chordata; Actinopteri; Beloniformes; Belonidae
Exons: 7
Coding region: 501-2672 (723 amino acids)
Cellular component (GO): synapse
Source: RefSeq, a predicted model, not a curated record
CGUCCAGUCCCAGUGUCCCCAGCAGCAGCCCGGGAGGCAGCAGAAGCAGUGACGAUGGUACUGGCAGCUUACACAGCUGGAACUCCGGGGUUACGUGCCUCCUGCACAGCUCCAUCAAGAAGCAGAGCCACAAAGCUUUUCAAAUUCGAAUCAGAGAGGAAAGUGAUUGGGAGAAGCAAGCAGAAGGUCCCUCCAGUGGGCCUCAUGGUGGAGCUCAUCUACAGGCAGAGCAGGGAGGGGGCAGCCACCAUGAACUGCAUCAGGGCAGGGCACAGAGUCACGCCACAGUUAAGAGUGUUAAACUGCAGCAGCUGCUGGAGGAGAGGAUAAAAGCCAAGCUGAAGUUUUCAAAGUUCCUGGAUGAAGUAACUUCCAACAUACUGGACCCCAACAGCCUGCAGGCAUUUGGAAAACCAGUGUCUCCUUCUUGCUUCACCAUCAAAAACUCGUAUCACCCUGAAAACCACAUUCAAGUGGUAAACCCUAGAUUGUGUAUCUCCAUGGCCCAACAUCAAGAAGCGUUACCUGAGUCAAAGACUCCAAAAGAGGAAACUUACACUGAAAUUCCACUGAAAACAUAUCUGGAGACAGAUAUCGACUCCGUCCGGACGGAUUUUGAAGCACAGGACCUGGAGAUGAAAGCAGAGACAUGGGCACAGCUGGAGGUAGAUGAGAAAAAUGUGAUUCCACCUCCUCCACAGUUCUGUCAAGGAUUCAAGAUGAAAAGUCCCCUUCCUGAGUUUCGUCGUGACUUCCCCAGAUACCCUUACAGAUCUGCCUCUGUGCCCAGGGACAUCAACAUGCUGCCUGACGAGGAGUUGAACAACAUAGAUGCUAUCAGCUCACUGUUGGAGCAGAAGGAGGACCUGCGGAAGAGACUUUCCUACACAACACACAAGCUGGAGUUGCUGCAGAGUGAGUUCGACUCCACGCGGCAGUACUUGGAGACGGAGCUGCGUAGAGCACAGGAGGAGCUGGACAAGUUCACUGAUAAGCUGCGCAGAAUACAAAGCAGCUACUCAGCACUGCAGAGGAUCAACCAAGAUCUGGAGGAAAAGAUCCAGAGAAAUUCACAGCACCACGAUGAUGAGAAACGGGCUCUGAGCAGAGAGAUCAUCGUCCUCAACAACCACCUGAUGGAGGCAAAGCUCACCAUCGAGAAGCUGCAAGAAGACAACGACCUGUACAGAAAGGACUGUAACCUGGCGGCUCAGCUGCUGCAGUGCAACAAGUCUCUGUACAGAGCCCAGCUCUCUGAGCUGCCUGCUGACAUUCAGGAGCGACUGUCCAUGCACCUGGAAGAGUCUCCUCUCUGCCACAGCUACCCUGACUCUGUCUCGGCUUCUCUCAUUGCGGAGGUGCUUGAGAAGCCAGACGAAGCCUGCAGCAGCAGCCAGGCGUCUCGUUCCCCCAGCCCCCAAACCCAAGACCAGGCUUUUAUUCUGGAGAGACUGGGCCCUGGCGAACGGCUGGGGCUCCGUGCAGCCUAUAAAUCUGAUCUGUACAGCAGUGACACAGCCCUUUACUGCCCUGAUGACCGCCACCGUGAGAGGAGGCCCAGCAUGGAUCUCCACGGUCAGAGAAAGCUGCUGUACGGGCCCCAGAACUCCACCGACAGCACCCCGGAAGACGGUUCAGUGGGGCUGAGAGCUGGCUUCUCCCAGGAACAUUUUGCCAAGUUCCCUGCUACACUGGGUGGAGGCUCCAGCUCUUACUCCAGCUUCAGCGGAGGGGGAUCAGAGGACAAGGGCAACGGCCCACCCAGCAGUGCAGCCUCCUCCCCGCACCAUCAUUCCCUGUACAUGGAUUGGAGAGACGCAGGAGACUAUGAGAGAAAAAGUGACUCAUCCUGGGACCAGGACAGUCCAAGGGGCUUUGCCAAUGCUCAUCCCUUCCAACAGACGGAGCUGAGCCACCACCAGAACGGCAGCUCACCAGUCUACAGCCGCACCAUGUCCUCCUGUUUCAGUGAGCCCUACGAGCCGCUCCCCCCAUCCUCCUCCCCGAGUGUGGCCUAUGGCGACAGUCGUCGAGGUAGCACGUUGGCACCUGAAGAGGAGGAGCUGAUUGGUCGAUGGAGGCAACUCAGUGUGGAGGAUUUGAGUGCCCACACCUACCGCAGCCCAGGCCGGGCCUCACCUUACAGCUUCUCAGAGCAGCACUUCUCCGUCCGCCCUGCUAAGAUCCGGCUGGGGCCGCUCUACAGCAGCUUCCAGGAAGGAGCUGAUUAUUACCACCAUGGAGCAGGUGCCAUGGACCCAGUGUGGGUCGGUACCAGCCCCAGUCCCGAAUGCAGUCCAGAUCUCCGGCAGGCACACAGCCAAGCCCACCUGUACCGGACCGAGGAAAGCCACGACCCGGAGCACGGCGUCUACCACUCAGGGAGCUCCAAAGACAGGGAGGGCAACGUCGCCGCUGGUGGUCAGAGCACGGAUUAUGCAGACCCCAGCCCCAACAGCUCCACCGAGUCCCUCAACCAGACGGCCCUAGAGAUGGCUGCAGAGCUGCAGCACUAUCAAGUGGAGAUGCACAGCAUCCCUCCACAGGUCACCCCAUCGCCUCCGCCAGCCCCACCUCCCCCUCCCCCGUACAACCAAAAGUUUGGCUCGUUGGGGCUCACCAGGAAGGACAGUCUGACCAAGGCCCAGCUUUACGGGACUCUUCUGAACUGAAGGACCUGACGAUCAGGUUCAGUCUCUGAAAAGCUCAAACACACAAGCCCUUGACGUACUCAGCCACACCUUGUGUUGGCACAAACAUUUCCCUGAAAAUGGUCUGAGAAGCAGCGAGGAGCCAGACGAUUCAUGAAGAUUUCACUAGUGCAGAUCAUUUAAGACCCUUUGGUGUCUGGUCACGGGAUCGCAAACGUUUACAGCGCAAACAUGCGGAAGGAGCAAGUCACAAGUCAAGAGCUGGAGGAUAAGACGGAACGGCCAGAGAAGAGCUCACGAACUCUUACAAUGUAUAAGAAUGUGUAUGUAUUUAAAUACCAAUGUAAAAAUAUAUAGUAUUAACUGAAAAUUGAGUGAUAUAUUUUGUAUGUAGCUGUUAGAAAGAAAUGGAUCCAAAACAAGCGCAAAUCUUCAGGUCAGUUCUUUUUCAGUUCUAUAAUGCCUUUUUUGAUCGCCAAAAGGAAAUUAUAUCAUCCUGGUAGGAAGUUACUUCUGACUGUCAGCAUUAUAGAGUGACUAUAAAAGGUUAUUAUGAAAGGCUUUAGCUGUGCUGGCUUCCUAGGAGCUGAACGUUGCAUGUUUUGCCAGAAAUAUUAGACAACAAUCCACAUCAUCAGUACAAAACAGUGAUUCAGCAGAAGGGUUCUUGAGGUUUGCUAUAAGACUAUAGAUCAGUCCUGCUAUUGGCCACAACUUUCUACAAUGACUGAAUACUGAAACAAUAUCAUUUCCCUUCAAAGAUUAAAAAAGUAUCAUUGAAGUGAAUUGAAAGGAAUCUGUUGUUAAAAAGCAUUGCAAUCCCAAUGCCUUUACUUUUGCCGCCCUGCUUGCAGUCCGUCUGCCCGUAUAGUCUGAAAGCCAGAUGGAGGGGCGUUGGAGUCUCGUUCCAGCAGCCACAUCUUGGGGAAACAAAUAUAACUUUAUACCUGAUACUCCCGACGUGUCCUCUUCAGUGCUCCAAGCUCAUCCAUUUCAUUUGACAGUGAUCCUACUUUUCAAGAACAGAAAUGGUUUAAAAACUCCUCCUCCCUUCUCUCGGUUUUGCUCCUGCUCGACAACCGUCACAUCCCCUUUUAACUGAUUAGGGAAAUCGGGAUCUCAGUUUGGGUAAUUGUUGGCCUUUUGGACGCUCAAUAACCUGUUUUAGCGUAAACAACUCUGCUGUUGCCAUCGUUCCUCAUUGUAACGUGUAAAAAAGUGCCCGAAAUAGUAGCAGAAAUCUCUUAAGCGGCACGGCAUCCAAACUGACAUGAGAAAAUCUGUCAAAAAUCUGGGUUUUAGAGGAAAAGUUCAAGAAUAUACAAAUAUA